Molecule: messenger RNA, 546 nt
Organism: Eimeria mitis
Lineage: Eukaryota; Apicomplexa; Conoidasida; Eucoccidiorida; Eimeriidae
Exons: 1
Coding region: 1-546 (181 amino acids)
Source: RefSeq, a predicted model, not a curated record
AUGGUGAAGUGCAACUGCAACAUCAAGGGCAUCGGCCCCUUUAACCUGGCCGCCUGCGUUGUGAUAUUUUCUCUAUACAAUAUGCUGAGCUCAACUGUUGAGCUUUGCGCCGUGAUGAGAAGAAAUGCCACACAAGGGGGCUCGGAUUCUGUUGCAGCUUUCAACUUCUUCUCUUCGUCCUUCACUAUCAUUGCCGGCGCGUUGGGUGUUCUCUCAACUAUCACCAAGUCUCAUAGAUUCGUGCUGGUAGUUUUGAUCGUUGCUAUCAUUACGAUGGUAUGCGAUGCAGGGGAGCUGAUAGCCAAUGCAGCAUCGGGGGCCCCUAGCGUGUUUCAGUUUAUUAUGACGACGUUACACUUUCUUCUGAAUUCUGUUGCCAUGGUUGUAUUUCUCUCGUAUUAUAGAGUAUUAAAAAGUGGAGGAACAGGCAGAGAAAGAAUGUCGCCUGAUGAUUUCAAAAACUUAGAUGAAGCCUCCACAGACAGCGGAAACAACCCGCUAGCAACCCCGAAGAUGGCCACAGAGGAUACUCCUUUGAUGGCCUGA